Molecule: messenger RNA, 627 nt
Organism: Ogataea haglerorum
Lineage: Eukaryota; Fungi; Ascomycota; Pichiomycetes; Pichiales; Pichiaceae
Exons: 1
Coding region: 1-627 (208 amino acids)
Biological process (GO): nucleolar large rRNA transcription by RNA polymerase I
Cellular component (GO): RNA polymerase I upstream activating factor complex
Molecular function (GO): RNA polymerase I cis-regulatory region sequence-specific DNA binding
Source: RefSeq, a predicted model, not a curated record
AUGAAUGUCAACCUAAAUUCCAAACAAGCUCGAACGCUCAAUAUAUACGAAUCCAGUGCGGGAUACUAUACAACAGGAAGGUCACUUAAAUAUAAGCUGAACGAUGCUGACGCGCUGGUAGAUCUUGAUGGAUUGCCUCGUUUGAAAGACGGUGUUGAUAAGGAAAGAUACAAAACUCCGGUGGGUUAUAUUUCCAAAGGGCGAGCCAUUGCUCCAGACGAGCUAUUGCAUGGUGUCUUCAACGUAAGCCCCCAUGAUCUGAAGUAUUUGACGCGAGAGGAAAUUAAGGGGCAUACUGGUGUUGACCUUCCAUCGUCCGAGUUAUUGAAAUCUCUGCAUUACUAUUUUGCUGAACGUAUCCAGAACGACCGAACCAUCCCCGAUAGCCAGAAGAACACGCUUUUCACGCGCUUUUGUGACGGUUCUGCUUUGCUGGCGAUGGGUGUUUUGGUUGAAAAAUGGAUUGACGACCUCGUUGGACGCCAAAAGGAGACCCACAAGCACUUCAUGGAGCUAGACGAGGUGGAAGAUCUGACAGAUGUUUUGAAGCGGAAAAGACGUUUGGACUAUUAUCGAAGGAAGAGACUGAGGAGACAUCCUGAUCCCGAUCUAAGUCGAUCGACGUGA